AUGAAGAUAUCGAAUCCCCUUGCCGUACUCCUCCUCACCACCGUGGUAUCUGCAGAUGGUCCUACUUCGAAAAGCGAAAUUGGGAACACACAUCAUGUCGCUCAACGAUCGCCUCCGGUCAUAAUCACACGGACACAGGCAGUAGACUCGAUACAUGUCAUGGCAGAAGACUCGCUUGCACAUACCCAUUCCUCCGAUCGAUGGCUGGGUCCGUUGGUUGGCUUGAAGACUUUUACCCAGGACAUUGGUGCCAGAGUGACGGUCCGUACUCCGCGGCUCAAAGCUCGGAAUGAGGGUGCGUUAGGGCAAGCGCCCUGGUACGGGAUGGCCUUUGGGCUGGCGUGCACGACCCUUGCGGCGCUGAUGUUGGGAUAG
Molecule: messenger RNA, 375 nt
Organism: Talaromyces amestolkiae
Lineage: Eukaryota; Fungi; Ascomycota; Eurotiomycetes; Eurotiales; Trichocomaceae
Exons: 1
Coding region: 1-375 (124 amino acids)
Source: RefSeq, a predicted model, not a curated record